AUGAGUAAUCGAAAGUCAUAUGGAAAAAAGUAAAGUAGAAUAUCAUUAGGCGAGAUUGAUGAAAUGUUUAAUGAUGCUGAAUUCUGUUAAGCAAUUAAGGAUACAUUUAAGAAAUAAUCUAGUACUGUUCGUCAUGAUGGACCAUCUUAGACAACAAAUAUGUUUUAUUAGAAACCAACAAUAUCUUAGAUUAUAAGAUUGAAAGCAAAAGAAUCUAAUACAGUAACACGAUGUCCUUCAUUAAAGAAAGAAGAACGUAAGACUAGAUGGGCUAGUUUAAUUAAUGAAGGUAGAACAGAACAUCAUAAGAGAUUACCAUCUGAUCUAGAGAAUCUUCCAAUAUGUGAUUAAUAUGAAUAGUAUAGUUAUCUAUCUAGAGAACAUGAAUCAUUGAUUUAAAAUUUAAGUGAAUUACCUCAAUCUAUUAAAAUGAUGCUUUAUUCUAAUAUGUAUGAAGUUUAAAGAGCCAAAAUGUGUGAACAAAAAAACAUCCUAGAUGAUAAAUUCAUAUUUACACUUUUUAAUACUCUACUAUAAUUAGAUAAAUUAAUUAUUGAACCCUUACAUUAAUAAACUAGACCUGUGCUUAAUUUUAAAAUGCAUUUUGUUUAAAAUGCAGUUAAUAUAGUCUCUGAAACUAUUGUAUAGAGUGUACGAGAAGCAUUAAGACAUGAUACAAGAUUAGGAAUAUUUUUAGAAGGUUAUUCUAAAUUUUGGAUGGUUUUAAUAGAUAUCUAAUUGUAAUGGAUGGGAAAAAGUUGUGCUGAUUAUAUUGAAGCUUAAGUCAAAGAAUUUAAAGAACAAUUUAAAGAAGCUGUGGCUUAAAAAAAUAAAGUAGAAGAUUAAAUGAUCUAAAUGGAUAAAGAAUUCAAAGCUAUGGAAGCAUAAUACAUUCGUAAACAUGAAUACUUAUAAUAACAGUUAUUAUCUGUUUAAUAAGAAUUUCAAGAUUAUAUGGUAGCAGUUCAAUAAAUGAGUGAUCUUAGAAUUGCAGAAGAAAGAAUGAAUUCAGUUGGUUUAAAAGCUUUAGAAUUGGAAAGCAUAUUCAAACAAUAUGAUAAAGUAGCAUCUUAACAUUCUCUUGUGUUUCAGAAAGACAUUAAAGAAUUGGGAAGUGCUUUAGUUCAAUAAAAGAAAUAGAAUUAACCUCUACCAAUGAGACAUUAAGAAGCAUAAAUACGAUUAGGAUGUCCUAAAUUAUAAGAAGAGAAUUAUUAAUCGCAUUAAUUAAAUUCUAUAGGUAUUUUUAUGUAAGUUCAUCCAUUUUAAAUUCUGUUUGAAAUUAAUAAAGAAUUAGAAAUGGAUUACCCAAUUCUAUUAAAUAAUUUCCUUGAUUACUUGACUCAGAUUGGAGAUAUCGUUUCUAAUGUUUGUAAAAUAUUUAUAGAUUGGGUUGGAGACGAAGAUAAACUAAAUGCUAUUCUAACAUAUUUUAGUGAAUGUGAUCUCGAUUAAGCAAUAAAUUAAUUGUAUGCUAUUAUAUUUGGAAUUCGAGAACAUCGUUAAUUAAGUUCUGUUUCUCUUUAAAGAUUAUUAAAAUAUUAUAAAGACAUGUAAGAUUAACAUGAUUAUCAAUUAAAUGAAUAUUUUACAAUAAAGGAAGCAUCUCCUUAUUUUUAAUUGUUAUUUCCAGAAGAAUUCAAUGAAAAAAUUACUAAUAGUUAAAAAUAAUAGAUGACAUUAUUGGAACUAUUGUUAAUGUUAGCGUAACAUUUUUAGAUGAUAGAAAAUAAAUAAUGGGCAGGAUGGUUAUAUAAAUAAGAAAUUGAUUCUGAAGAUUUGGAUAUGAAUGUGGUACUGUAUUAUUAUUAUAAUUAUAAUUUAGAUCAAAUAAUUCAUUGAGUUACGUAACCAACUUAAUAGACCACUUGAAGAUACCAUCAAAUAAGUGAGAUAAUUAUCUUUACUACAUCCUGGUUUAUUUUAUAAGAGUAAAUAAGCUCCAUUAGAAAGAAUGAAAGCAUCUGUACGUAAAGUGCAACGAAAAAAUUCACAAAGAUCUCCUCUCAAGAGAUCAAGUACUUUGAUUAAAGCUAUAAGUAUAAAAAAGUGA
This is a messenger RNA of Paramecium sonneborni, 2053 nucleotides long. Lineage: Eukaryota; Ciliophora; Oligohymenophorea; Peniculida; Parameciidae. The record is from the annotation of a GenBank genome assembly.